Messenger RNA from Mytilus californianus (California mussel), 2528 nucleotides. RefSeq names its product galactoside 2-alpha-L-fucosyltransferase Sec1-like. Gene Ontology annotation, molecular function: galactoside 2-alpha-L-fucosyltransferase activity. Gene Ontology annotation, biological process: carbohydrate metabolic process. The transcript is spliced from 2 exons. The record is from RefSeq and is a predicted model, not a curated record. Gene Ontology annotation, cellular component: membrane. Lineage: Eukaryota; Metazoa; Mollusca; Bivalvia; Mytilida; Mytilidae. Bases 331 to 1329 code for a protein of 332 amino acids.
GCAUGGAGUGUAUGCCGCUCAAUUCAUUUCCAUUUAUCCUGUUGCUUUUGAUUUAAAAGUGGAUGUUGAUACUAUGGGAACUCUUUAUAAUACAGCCCUUCUAUUCACAGUGACAUAAAUAUCCCAACUUUUCAUUUAAAAUCCUUUUAAUUCAGAGCUAUCGUGCACUCAUGUUCAGAUCCGUACGAUAUAUAAUCCACCCUACCCCGAUUCAAUCAAGUGUGGAUACUAAAACUGUUAUCUCCUGUAUGAAAUGAUGCAAUACUGUUGUGAAUUAAACGGAUUUUAAUUUAACUUUUAUUUUGAAUUACAGGUGUGAAAAGACUUUCCAUGAAGCUCAAAGCUGCAAGUUGGUCGAAGCAUAUUCUGAUGUUGAUAUUGACGCUUGGACUUUGUGUAGUUAUUUUAAACAACUGCAACGAGCAAAAUGUUAUCUACAGUUUAUCAACAAAUAUUACAACUAAUUUUUUUUCUGCUGAACCAAACAAGGGAAAUGCAAUUCCAAGGCCACCCAAGAAGUAUGUUACAGUAGAAUUUUUAGGGCGACUCGGAAACUUACUGUUUGAAUAUGCAUCACUUUAUGGUAUCGCCAAACAUCAUAACAUGACACCUAUUGUUGAUGAGGGAUGUCAUUUAAAGAAACAUUUCAAAAUAUCUGCUAUUUCAGUUAAACCGUUAGUGAAUUUAAAACGUUACGUGGAGAAAAAAGGAAACAUGUUUGAGGAAAAUGUGUUUAAUCUUGAUACAAAAUAUAACUGGACACUCAAAGGCUACUUUCAAAGUUGGAUAUACUUUGGUGAAAAUAGUAUUGAUAUAAGAAGAGAAUUCCAGUUUCAAGAAAAUGUGCAAACAGAAGCUAAUAAACAAUUUCAAGAAAUGAUAAAGUCAAGGAACAUUACAAAUGUGAACACAUAUACUUUUAUCGCUGUUCAUGUUCGUCGUGGUGAUUUUGUUCAAAAUCAACACUUUGUUAAUUAUGGAUAUACAUCAGCAAAUAAAAGCUACAUAAAUAAUGCAAUGACAAAAUUCCGAUCACAAUUUUCAAAUGCUUUUUUCAUAUUUUCGUCAGACGAUAUAUCAUGGUGCAAAAACCAUUUUAACGAAUCAAAUAUAGCAUUCAUUAACAAGAAAAAUUCACCGGAAGUUGACAUGGCGAUAUUGUCUCAUUGUAAUCAUACUAUAGUUACCACCGGAAGUUAUGGUUGGUGGACUGCAUGGCUCAUUGGCGGCACAACCAUAUAUUUUAAAGAUUUUCCUAGAAAAGGAUCAAAACUAGACAACGUAUUUAAUUCUACUACCUAUAAUCUACCGCACUGGAUUGCAAUGUAGAAUCUAACUUUGAGCCACUUUUUGGUGUUAUACUUGAUGCAGCAUUGAAGCUGUAAACAUGUAAAUGAGUGCUUAAUAUGUGAUUGAUUUGAAUGCAACCAGAGAGCAUACAUCGUUUAUAAUCUAUCCUUUUUAAUACAUGAUUAUGUAAACGUAAAUUGUUUUCUUGUAUAGCAGCGUAAUAUUUCCAACAAAGCGUUACAGAAAAUUCGCGUACACUAUUCUAUGAUAUUGCACUAGUGCAAAUAUAGCAUAUUUUUCAACUUCAAAUUAUCCACGUCAUCCGUGAGUACUUUACUAUACAAUAAAAGGGUUAUUGCAUGAAUAUUGGUGAAUAUGGUCCCUUGUAGAAUAUAUUCUUGCAAGCUCGUGCAAUAUAAAAUCUACAUGCAAUGACCCUUCUAUUAUUGCUCUAUGUUAAUUUAAUACCCCUUUUCUUACAUUUGUCACAGGAUUGUUUUGAUCAUGCUUUGCAUUUAAAAAGACGUCAACGAAACAACAUUACAACAAAACAACACAAUUUAACCAAAAGAAAGAAACAUCUAGUACGUAUCGCUUAUUAAUCUGUAACGAUGUUAACCAACAUUUUAUGCAUGUUCAAGAACAAAUAAACAAUUAAUACAAUAGGUAGGUACUGUAAUAAAGGCCGUCUCGGAUGAAUGUUGUGGAAAUUUGGACUGCCACUGCUACAUUGGUUAGGGUAAGAAAUUUUGCCUAUCCAUAGGCCACCUACGGAUCCCACAAAGAGUUGUUGCAAGGGUUCUUAAUGUGUGUCACUCUCUUUCCAAGAGGCAUCGGAUUUAACGUCCCCAUUCUGACCGGACGAGGCUGCGUACAUCCCGCACAGACACACGGUCUCCUCGCUUUGGCAAGGGUUUUACUGCCGGUCGGAAGAAGACCAACGUGACCAAUCAUCCUUGGGAGUUCAUAAAUAAGAUGUUUAUGAUGAAAAGUAAUUUAAAUGGUCUUUCGAAUAAAUUCAUGUGCAUAAUUUAAUUUCAUCAUUUGAUUAAACAGUGUUGACGUAUAACGGCUAGUUAACUUUGGAUAACCUUUACAGACUAUUUUGAAUUCAAGUCUGUCGUCAAAAUUGAGGCAAUCGACGCCUUGAUUACAAAUAAUAAAAGUACUGACAUGCUGUUUACUCAGAUAUACCCAAGAUCUGAUGGCUGGGAAAUAAAUAAAAAAAAAAAAAAAAA